GCGGCGCUGGCGCGGCCCGAGCGCGGCUGUCGGAGCGAGCCCAGGCAGCGCGAGGCAAGCAGGCAGGCAGGCCGGCGGCAGCGGGCGGAGGCCGCUUGGCCAUCUUGCAGACUGUAAGGACCACAUAGCCACAGAUUUGAGGUGUAAUUGGAAUCGCCUGGGGCUUGAUUGGAAUACUAUUGGGGUUUUGGUCAUCCCAUCUGGAUUUCUUAGCAGUCUGGGUUCCAUCUCAUCUCCAUUGUCCUGCUCCCCACUCCUACAUAUAGGAUGAGAAAUGUGCGCACAAGAAUUUUUCCAGGCUCAGCGGAGCCAGUUGGUGGGGAGGCUGGCCUUAAGGUCUUUGGAGAACUUUGAAAGUAUCUUGGACUAUCUGCUGUCUUGGGAAGUGCUUACUUGGGAGGAUUAUGAAAGCGUAAGCCUCCCUGGGCAGCCCCUGUCCACUUUGGCUCGACGCCUCUUGGAUAUCAUUUGGAAUAAGGGUGGGCAAAGCUGUGAGUUGCUCUUUGCUGCGGUGCGGAAGGCAGAGGAGGCAGAGGAGCAAACAGAACCACCGAGGCUGUGGAGUCAGAAUGUGGCCUCUCCAGCCCAGGACCUGCAGAGACAUAGGCCAGUGAUUGUCAGGAAAAUCUGUGGCCAUGUGGAAGGCAUUUUAGACCUCUUACUUGAACGUGGUUUCAUCACCAAGUAUGAAUGUGAUGAAAUCAGAUUGCCAAUAUUUACGUCAUCUCAGCGGGCAAGAAGGCUCCUUGAUUUUGCAAAAAUAAAAGAAAAUGGAGUGGCCCAGUUUCUCCUCCAACAUGUCCACCAGUUGCCUGUCCUGCCAGCUCCAUUCCCUGAUGCUGCUGCCUGCCGGAGGUACCGGGCCAAGCUGAAGGCCACGCUGUCGGCGCAGUCUCGCUUCCUCAGCACCUACGACGGCUCCGAGAACCUCUGCCUGGAAGACAUAUACACCGAGAACGUCCUGGAGCUCCGGAAGGGCGGCGGCGGCGGCGGGGCGCCGGGCCAGAGGGGCUGCGACACGGUGGGGCUGCCCGACAUCUUCUCGGACAGCGGCUGCGACAACGAGCACGCUGACACGGUGCUGCUGGUCGGGGAGGCCGGCAGCGGGAAGAGCACGCUUCUGCAGCAGCUCCACCGCCUGUGGGCCACGGGCCGCCUCUUCCAGCGCUUCCUCUUCGUUUUCCCCUUCAGUUGCCGGCAGUUGCAGGCCGUGGACAAGCCGGUCUCGGUGAAGACCUUGCUCUUUGAGCAGUGUUGCUGGCCGGACGAGGGCCAGCAGGAGGUCUUCCAGUGUCUUCUGGAUCACCCCGAGCGGGUCUUGAUCACUUUUGAUGGGUUUGAUGAGUUCAAGUUCAGGUUUACGGACGGGGAGACGCACUGUUCCCCCACUGAGCCCACCUCCGUGCAGAAUCUGCUCUUCAACCUCCUCCGCGGCAAUCUCAUGAAGAGUGCCAGGAAGGUGCUGACCAGCCGGCCCCACGCCGUCACCCCUUUCCUCAGGAAGUACGUCCGGAAGGAGCUGGGCCUGAGGGGCUUCUCCCAGGAGGGCAUAGAGCUGUUCAUGAGGAGGCACCACAGCGAGCCGGGGCUGGCCGAGCGGAUCGUGCGCCUGCUGAAGGCCACCUCGGCGCUGCACGGCCUGUGCCACGUGCCCGUCUUCUCCUGGAUCGUGUCCAGGUGCCACAAGGAGCUCCUCCAGCGCGGCUGCGGCUCCCCGAAGACCACCACGGACAUGUACCUGCUGAUCCUGCGGCACUUCGUGAUGCACAACUCCCCGGGCGCCGCGGCCUGGGGCCCGGGCGCCGCGGCCUGGGGCCCGGGCGUUCCCUGCCUUCGGCCCUGGCUGCCCACCAUCCUGCGCCUGGGCAGGCUGGCCCUGUGGGGCCUGGGGACUUGCAGCUACGCGUUCUCUGCAAAGCAGCUCUGGGCACGCGGGGUGGAGGAGGAGGACCUCUCCCUGGGCUUCCUGGUGCGCUCCAAGAGCUUCUCCCAGGAGAGCGCGCCUUCCCUGGAGUUCCUGCACAUCACGCUGCAGUGCUUUUUUGCUGCUUUCUAUCUGCUGCUGGGUGCCGACGUCCGCGCCUCGGCGCUCAGGCACUUGUUCCACCGCCGCGAGCAGCCCGGCCGGUCGCUGGCCCGGCGGUUCCCGGUGUCCUGUCUCCGGGCCCCUGAGCCCGCGGAGGCGGAGGAGGCGGCGGCGAGCGUCUCGGGCCUCCUGCAGAAGGCCGAGCCCCACAACGUGCAGAUCACCGCCGCCUUCCUGGCGGGCCUGCUGUCCCGGGAGCACCGCGGCCUCGUGGCCCCGGGCCAGGGCGCCCCCGGGCCCCUUCCGCGGAAGCAGAGCCUGGUGCGCAGGAGCCUGGCGCUGGCCCUCAGGAGGCACUUCCGGGCCAUCCCGCCCGCGGUGCCUGGGGAGGCCAAGAGCAUGCACGCCAUGCCCGAGUUUGUCUGGCUGAUCCGGAGCCUCUACGAGAUGCAGGACGAGCGGCUGGCGCGGGAAGCCGUGAGCAAGCUGGGCGUGGGGCACCUCAAGGUGACCUACUGCAACAUCGGCCCCGCCGAGUGCGCCGCCCUGGCCUUCGUGCUGAAGAAUCUCCAGCGGCCCGUGGCCUUGCAGCUGGACUACAACGCGGUGGGCGACGCCGGGCUGGAGCAGCUGCUGCCGUGCCUGCCCGUCUGCCAGGCGCUCUACUUGAGAGAUAACAACAUUUCGGACCUGGGAAUCUGCAGGCUGGUUGACCAAGCUCUUCAGUGUGAACAAUUUCAGAAGCUCGCGUUGUUCAAUAACAAGCUGACAGAUGACUGUGCUCACUCUUUGGCCACCCUUCUCAAGUACAAGCAGAACUUCUUGGCACUGAGGUUGGGGAACAACCACUUUACUGCAGUAGGAGCCAAGGUGUUGGCUGAAGGUCUCAAAGGCAAUGAUUCUCUUCAGUUUUUGGGGCUCUGGGGCAAUAAAGUGGGAGACGAAGGAGCCAGGGCACUUGCAUCUGCUCUGCAUGAUCACCCCAGCUUGAAGUGGCUCAGCCUGGUGGGGAACAACAUUGGCAGUCUGGGUGCCCAGGCUUUAGCUCUAAUGCUAGAGAAGAACGUGUCACUGGAGGAACUCUGCCUUGAAGAGAACCAUCUCCAAGAUGAAGACAUGUGUGUCCUGGUGCGUGGACUUAAGAAAAAUUCAAGUUUGAAAGUCCUUAAGCUUUCCAACAACAGCAUUACUCUUCAAGGUGUUUCUGUCCUCCUUCAAGUUCUGGAAGGUAAUGCCACUAUCAAAUCAAUCUGGCUCAGAGGGAACAUUUUCACUACAGAAGAAAUUGAACAGCUCAGCAUCAUGGAUGCCAGACUUUUGCUUUGAUCACCAAGAGCUAAUUUGUUUGGGGAGUUUUGAGUUUAGAUCUUAUAUACCAGGAAAUUUGGUUUGAUGCAGAAUCAUGACAUACAGAUUGAACUCUAUUCUCCCCCAUUCCUGUAGAUUGGAGCAGUAUUUGACAUCUGAAGAUCAUUCUCCAAACUUAUUUCCAUCAAACCUUUCCCAUAUUCCGUUGCUGGAUUGUAAACUGACAUUUGAGUGACAUAAUCCAAUGAAUCCCUCUGGAGAUUGGUGGGCAUCUCUUAGGUGGAUAAUAUAUGUUCUUAUGCUUCACCUUUUCGAGGCAGGGGGUUAUAAAUUCUGUUAGCUUUAAUAGAGUGUUUGCUAUUGUACACGAUACUGUAGUACACAAGAAAAUACUGCCUGUUUUUCAUUAAAUGCAAGAGUUGGGAGAUGGUGAUGAAGCUGAAGGAAGGGCUAAUUUCCCUAUUCAGUUCUAAAAUUGCCACAAAAUUAGUAAUUUGGGGGUCAUCCUGGAAUAAACUGGCUAUAAUUCAUUUGUGAAGGGCAAAACUAUGUGAACUGAACUACAUCAAAUUUCUUUUAAAUCAUAUAAAAUGUCCAUAAAUAGAUGGAAUCUUUGGAAACAGACUCAUCAAAUUGCAGCAUUUUAAAGUCACUUAAGGACUGAAUUUUGAGAGGUGUCAGAUGGUUUUCUAAUUUGAUGCCUUUGGAUUUUUGUAUGUGAAAUGAGCUCUGCUGAGAUUUUUUUUUUUUUUUUUUGGAUAUGAAUUCUGAAGCAGAUCUCUGGCAAUUGUUUUUCUGUUCUGGGAUUGCUAGUAGUAGAAUAUUUAUGUUUGCCUAGUUGUAUAUAAAAAACUUCCUGGAAGGUUCUGUAAUUUCUUUCAGCAUGGAGAGUUCCUGGUGUGAGAACUCUAUCCAUUAACACAGUCUAUGCCUUAGUCACCGCCUGAGACACAAAGGUAAAAUGACUUGUUCCAAAAAGCUAGGAGAUGUCAAGGGUGAGAUCUGAACCUAGGACUUCAAAUCCAGUACUCUAUUCACUAUGCCAGGCUGACUGUAUGGAGAGCUUACAGGUCAACCCACAAAUAAAUUAUGUAGUGCGUGCUAUGUUGUAGAUAGUGUGCAAGGUACUGGGGAUGCAAAGACAAAAAUGAAUGGGCCCUGCUCAAGGAGCUUGUGAUCUAUCAGGUGCAAAAUAAGACGCUGACUAUUAAAAACUACUGUCAUAACUCUUUAUUUUUCUGGAACUACAACUUGGAGAAAACACUGAUUGGGGGAGGAUAGGCUAUUCAUAUUUUUAAAGCACUUCCUAUUUUCUCAAAAUUUGUAUUUUUAUAGAAAAUGUGACUGUGAACUUUUAUAUAAUUAUUAAGCUAUAAGUAUAUAUGAUAUUAAAAUAUUUUGUCAGUAAAACUGCCUUUUUCAUAAAUAAGACUUUUAUAAAUACAUGUGAAAUAUUUUAUUUAAGAAAGAAUGCUUAGGAAUACCUCUGGCAAGCAAACACACAUCUUUUAGCUAAGAAAAUCAAAUGUAGCACAAAUUCCCAACGAGCUAUGUGAGGAGAAUUUUGCUAAACAUAGGCUGAAAGUAAAAUUGCAGGCAAAUUAGAUAGAGCCUCUGCAUCUCACUAUGUGGAAAAAAGUGGCUGAAGACACUUUUGACAGGAAAAAAUGUGGAAAGUUUUAGUCUGUUUCUUUUCUGUAGGUACUUAAUUGAAGUAACCUCUUGCUACUGCCCCCACAGAAACAAUUACUUUCAGCACUGAGGGAGCCAAGGCUCUUUUGUCACUAGCUUGAAUAAAAUACUUUGGGCUUUGUUAUUUUGUUUAAGGAAGGUAUCACAAACAUUAGAACACUUUUAGAGAGACUGAAGAUAAUGGUUUCUCUGGGAUUCUGAUAGAGACAUUUAUUUUGGAGGAUGAUGGGAAGAGAUGAAAGAAAUACUUUGUGAUUUUUUUUUUAAGUUUAAUUUUCAGUUC
Sarcophilus harrisii (Tasmanian devil) is the source of this 5309-nucleotide messenger RNA. RefSeq names its product nucleotide binding oligomerization domain containing 2 (gene NOD2). Gene Ontology annotation, cellular component: cytosol. Gene Ontology annotation, biological process: response to muramyl dipeptide; defense response to bacterium; positive regulation of canonical NF-kappaB signal transduction. Gene Ontology annotation, molecular function: protein binding. Bases 275 to 3352 code for a protein of 1025 amino acids. Lineage: Eukaryota; Metazoa; Chordata; Mammalia; Dasyuromorphia; Dasyuridae. The transcript has 14 exons. The record is from RefSeq and is a predicted model, not a curated record.